AUGGGAGUGUGUGAAGCAGGGAACCAGUUACAGCAUUGUAUCACAGAAUGCGGCAAUUCGUCAGAUAGCCUUGAUAAGAAGGCACAUCUCACAGGUGGGGGCUUAAGUGGACAAGGUCAAAAUCCACUUCUCCUGACACCGGCCAGUCUCCAGCUAGCCCAGCUUCAGGCCCAGCUUACAUUACAGAGACUCAAGCUCGCUCAGAGCGCCGUGGGCAACAACACGGCCGCUGCGGCCACUGUUCUCAAUCAGGUCCUCUCCAAUGUGGCUAUGUCCCAGCCACUGUUCAACCCGCUCAGGAACCCUGCUCAGACUCCUAAUCCAGGAUUCCCAACGGGGGCAAUACCUUUUCCCCCUCCGAAUUCUGCCCUGGGAACACUUGUAGGGGGUGGUUUCCCCCCUAACCCGAGUGCCAUCAGACUCAAUCACUGCGGCGGCAGUACCAGUCAGACUACCACUCAACACGCUGGGGAUUAUGGGAAAAAAGCUGGCGCGUUUCUGGCGGACACUGACCGUCGCUCUCAGUUUGGUUACCUUGGAGGGGUGUCUGUAACGUCCACUAAAGUGGGCGAUGGGCAGUAUGGAGGGGUCAGCACUGAGACAAAAAGUGGAGUUCAGUCAGGCUUUCAGAAGGAUUACUACACUCCUGAGGCCCAGCAGACUGGGUUUGGUGGUAACAGCGGAGGUGUUGGAAGUGGUGACCAGACCCUAGAUGGUUUUCCUGCCUCUGGCCACAAAGAGCCAUGGAAAAAUCUGGUCAACUUCCCCCACGCAGGAAAAAUGGACAUGACCUCCGGGACAGGGGGCAAUGCCUGGGUGGGCGUUUCAGGGCAGCCGUUUCGACCAAGGGGAGAGCUCUACAACCCCGAGGAGCCCACCCUGGACUCCAAAUUCACCCCAAUGGGAGGUCCUGGGUUUUCCUCAGCUCCGCAAGGCUUCGCAGGGUACCCUCAGCUUCAGACCGCAGGUGAGGAGACACCUCUGACUGCAGCUCCGACACCUCUGCAGCCCCACCAGCUCAACGACUUUCAUGGGGUGACACCAUCACACCUACCCCAUCACUGCACCAUCUGCGAGAAGAAGGUUUAUAACCUCAAGGACUGGGACCAGCACGUGAAGGGAAAACUACAUCUGCAGAAUUGUACUCUAUAUACCGAGAGUCCUGCAACUGGAGCAGUUCAUUUCCCAGUGCCCACUGAGGGAUGUCUAAACCAGACGUUGAAUAACGCUAUGCACUACCCGUCCUCCGUCGGUCAAGAUGUUUCAGCAGGACCCAAUGCCUCAUAUUUACCAGCUACCGCUAUGAAGUCGUUUCCCCUUUCAGGGGCGGGGUUUACCUCCCAGCCAGGGUCAAAGUUCUCUCCAAGGAAGGUGUGCCCUGGGCGUGUGGUCCACAUCUGCAACCUGCCUGAGGGCAGCUGCACAGAGAAUGACGUCAUCAACCUGGGCCUUCCCUUCGGCAAAGUCACCAAUUACAUUCUCAUGAGGUCUACUCACCAGGCUUUCUUGGAGAUGGCCUACGUCGAGGCAGCUCAUGCUAUGGUGAAGUAUUACCAGCUCCAGCCAGCCACGAUAAACGAUCAGAAACUCCUGAUCCGAAUGUCCAAACGGUACAAGGAACUCCAGCUGAAGAAACCAGGUAAAGAUGUGGCGUCAAUCAUUCAAGAUAUUAACUCUCAAAGGGAGAGGGAUGAGAUGCAGGAAAUUGACAGGUACCUUCCAGAGCGAGCACGCUCCCGCAGUCCGAUCAGCCGAUCCCUGAGUCCCCGAUCGCACAGCCCCAGUUUCACCUCCUGCAGUUCUGCGCACAGCCCACAGGGUGCUCCCUGUAACCGUCCAGACUGGAGCAACGGCAUGGGCUCCUCCCGUGUCUCCUGGGACUGGAGCUCCCACCCGCGGCGAGACGAGGAGCGGGAUCGAGACCGAGAGGAGUUGGGCUGGAGGAACGGCGAGGAGGACAGGCUUAACGGCAGGCUUCCCUUACCGGACCGGAGGAAAACCUACCUCAAGCCGGGAGACAGAGUCAGCCCGCGCUCCGGAAUGCCGGAGGAGAGGGGCGUCCGGGACUGGUACCCCCGUAGCAGCCCCCAGGGACCCCCGUUUUCGUCAUAUCGAUCCAUGGAAGAUUUCUACAAGAAAGAGCCACCGUAUAAAGCCGAGAAACCGCCCAGGCCACCGUACCAGAGACACGAGAUGAAGUCGAAGAGGAGGGAGGGGCCAGACUACCACAGGUCCAGGCACUCUGAGUCCGACCUGUCUGAGGACCUGGGCAGGAGCAAAAAGACCAGCAGGAAAGCAGCGACGGAGAAAGAAGAGGAGAGAGAACAAGAAGACAAUAGAGAAACCUCCUCGCGUGUAAGUAAAGAGAGAUCAGAGUCACCUCAAAGCGGGAAACACACAGAGCCGGAGAAAGAUAAAGAGAGUGAGGCGGAGGAGUGGGAGAGCGGUGAUGACACAGAAGGGGAGUUCUGGUAUCCGAAGAACAUGGAGGAGCUGGUGACCGUAGACGAGGUUGGUGAGGAGGACGAUUCCAUCAUCGAGCCCGACCUUCCCGAACUUCAGGAGGAGGCGGCUGUUGAGCACCAGGCCGAGGGCCCCACCCAGCACGCCAGCAGCCCCAAACCCAGCACAGAGCAAGCUGAGCUUGGGGAACAGAUCCAGGAGAACAGGGUAGCGGGCGAACAGGCCCAAGAGGAAUCGUCCGCCCAGCCCAGCCCUGGAGGGCUUUCAGUGGACACCAGUUCCACGGUACAGUCGGUCUCGGAGCUCAGUCAUUUCCCUGGCCAGGAGUUCAAGGCCGCUCUAGAGGAGACGUGCUCCUCCAACCCGGACUCAAAGACACCCAACGCCGCACCGACGCAAGAGCCUGUUUCUGGUCACGAGUGUGUGUGUGAGGGCGCACAGGAUGCGCAGAAAACCAGCGACACAGAAAAGUCGGCGGCUGCAGACGGCAGAGCAGACGCGAGUGUCCACAAUUCCCUGUCGGGUCACUCCCCCAGUCAGAUACACAUAGAGGCUGCUUCUCCAUCUCAGGGACAGGAGAGAGUGAUCAGUGAACACACCAUCCCAUUAGGAGUGGAGUUCAUUGUGCCAAGAACUGGCUUCUACUGUAAACUUUGUGGACUUUUCUACACCAGUGAGGAAACAGCCAAGACUACACACUGUAGAAGUGCCGUCCAUUACAGAAACCUUCAGAAGUAUCUGUCUCAGCUUGCCCAGGAGAGCUUCCUCAACUUCCACACAGACCCCACAGCUGCUGAGUGA
Molecule: messenger RNA, 3264 nt
Organism: Chanos chanos (milkfish)
Lineage: Eukaryota; Metazoa; Chordata; Actinopteri; Gonorynchiformes; Chanidae
Gene: rbm20
Product: RNA binding motif protein 20
Exons: 15
Coding region: 1-3264 (1087 amino acids)
Cellular component (GO): nucleus
Molecular function (GO): RNA binding; zinc ion binding
Source: RefSeq, a predicted model, not a curated record